AUGGACUUGGUUACAUCCCCUACGUCCACGUCGGCGGAGGAAGCUGUGCGCAUUCCUACCGCCGUGAAGAAGUCAGGUCAUUCCCGCGGACUCUCAGACUCACAUGGGAUGCCCCUCGAUCCGGACGCAGACAACCCCUCCACCAAAAUCCAGAAGCCGCCAAUGACAAAACAUCUGUCCAGCCCCGAAUACCACAGCCCUUCUCGCCAUCAUCGUCGCAACCCGUCAGCCCCCAAGCACGUCAAGGAAUCGUUGAACGCUCGAUCCGAGUACGUCACAAGUCAGGAUGAUGGCGGUGCCGAACAUCGCAUCAAUCAGUACAUUAUCAAACAAGAGAUUGGACGUGGCUCGUUCGGCGCUGUCCAUCUCGCAGUCGACCAAUAUGGCACGGAAUACGCGAUCAAGGAGUUUUCCAAAGCCCGGUUGCGGAAGCGCGCCCAAUCCAGCGUUCUUCGGAAGCCCUUUCAAGAGCGACGUCGCGGUGCUCUACAAGGCUUCAAUUCUCCUUUGCACAGAAAUGUCGGCAAUGAAGGGGAGGCGCCACCCAACUCCAUAGACCUCAUCAAGGAAGAGAUUGCCAUUAUGAAAAAACUCAACCAUCCGAAUUUGGUUGCUCUGAUCGAGGUGUUGGAUGACCCUACCGAAGACUCACUCUACAUGGUAAUGGAAAUGUGCAAGAAAGGAGUCGUGAUGAAGGUCGGGCUUGGGGAGCGAGCGGAUCCGUACCCAGAUCAUGUCUGUCGGUGCUGGUUCCGUGAUUUGAUUCUGGGGAUUGAGUACCUGCAUGCUCAAGGAGUGGUACAUCGUGACAUCAAGCCAGACAAUUGUCUGAUCACCGAAGAGGAUGUACUCAAGGUGGUGGAUUUUGGCGUAUCGGAAAUGUUCGCUAAGGACUCAGAGAUGCUGACGGCCAAGUCGGCCGGCAGUCCUGCGUUUCUACCUCCAGAAUUGUGUGUGGCGCGACAUGGCGACGUAUCUGGCCGGGCAGCUGAUAUUUGGUCCAUGGGGGUGACGUUGUACUGUUUGAAGUACGGCCGGAUCCCCUUCGAACGAUCGGGCAUUUUCGAACUCUAUGAAGCAAUCAAGACGGAAGAGCCUGAUCUGAGUGAGGAGCAAGACGAAGAUUUUGUGGAUCUGAUGCUGAAGAUCUUGGAGAAAGAUCCCCAAAAACGGAUCAAGAUGAAGGAGUUGAGGGACCACCCUUGGGUGACCAGGCGCGGCACCGACAAACUCCUCUCCGAGGAAGAGAAUACAGCUGACCUUAUCGAACCACCGACAGAGGCGGAGAUGAACGAAGCCAUAACGUCCAACAUGACGAAUAUCCUGACAGUUAUGAAAGCGGUUAGGAAAUUCAAAGCCUUGUUAGAGAAGAAUAGGCCUCCUGCAAUGAAAUCAAUCCUCGGAGACCAGGACGAUGCCCAUUUCUCGCAGCCUCCAGCUAUGAUGUCUACGGAGGAAGCCACGUCUCUUCCCCCUAAAGCGCACAGUUUCCAUGCGCUUGAUGGAGCUCAUGAUGCCGAAUUUGAAGAGCGCGAAAAGCUUCGGCAUGAUAUAAGCCGAUUGAAUAUCAAACUCGUGCCUACCCUGAGCGUCGACGAUGCCACCAUUACAGAGGAGGCGCGAACGCUGAGAGCCGACGAACACCCUUCUGCGUUAGCGAGCGAUACCAGCACCGAUACAGAAAGUCCGCUCUCCAAUAUCUCGUCUUCAGGAGACAUGGAGCGUCUGGACCCCACGAAACUACCGCCUUUCCGGACCCUGAGGCUGCACGCGAACACCACGGACGAAAUAGGGCAUCGCGGACAGGCACACAAUCCUCUGGAAGACCACUUAUACCUCCAUAUCGGACCGUCGACCUAUGCCGGGGUCAGUUCUCAAACGGAGGACGGAGGCGGUUUCCUACCGGAGGAUGACGCAUAUAUUGUCAGCGAGAGUCCUGGUGCGGCAGACGUAGAUAUAUACGAAACGGCAUACCGGGAUGAGAUUGAGCGAAUCAUGGCCAAAGCCAAAGAGCAGAACAAAGAGCCACACGUCUACACAACACGGCGAGUGGACGAGAAGCUAAUGGCGAUUAGUGGACUUGCAGGCAAAUGGGCAGCCAUGGGCGAGGAAGCGAAGAAUCAAAUCAAAGACUAUACGCAGUUUUCCACGAGGAAAGCACGGGUGACCGAGGUCAGUCGUGCACUUCGGCAUGCGGCGCGAGAAGAGUACGAACGGCGCAAACUGGAACGGCGAAGACAGAUCGCGGCAGAGAAAGCAGAACGAACGACACACAGGACAGAACAACCCGAAACCGCACCCAAAUUGACCGCUCCUACUGGCAAAGAAGUAGAAGAGGCACUGACCAGCAGCCCCGAAUCAGGAAGCAGGCAAUCGUACCUUUGGAAAGGUAAGGCUGUAGACAAAGGUCGGCAGGCCCGAACAUCUAUGAGAGGUCUAAUGGACAUGGUUAAGAACAAGAGUCGCACCAGACCCAAAGAAGAAGAUGUCUGA
Messenger RNA from Capronia coronata CBS 617.96, 2493 nucleotides. Its product is annotated as CAMKK/CAMKK-META protein kinase. Gene Ontology annotation, biological process: intracellular signal transduction; protein phosphorylation. Bases 1 to 2493 code for a protein of 830 amino acids. Gene Ontology annotation, cellular component: cytoplasm. NCBI's taxonomy places the organism in Eukaryota, Fungi, Ascomycota, Eurotiomycetes, Chaetothyriales, Herpotrichiellaceae. The transcript has 6 exons. Gene Ontology annotation, molecular function: ATP binding; protein serine/threonine kinase activity. The record is from RefSeq and is a predicted model, not a curated record.